AAGAGAUUAAUAAGACAUCAUUGGAAAGAAUUUCGAUGUAGUUUGAACGAAUUUUGCUUUCAAUAUCCAAACAAUCAGUCCAAAGAGAAUUCCGAAUUACAAUUUCAAUACCCAAAGAAAAAGAAAUGGACCAGACCAGUGGACCGAGUUAGAGUGAGAACAAAAAAAAGAAAAAAAGGGUCAAAAUCCAGCAGCAGCAGCGUCUCUGAAUUCCUCUUCGAUGGCUUCCUCGAGCCAAGCCCUGGAAUCGCUCAUCAACUCGGGGCUCAAUCUGAACAUGAGAACGCAAAACUCCAUCUGAUUCAACGCGCCGUCGCCGUCCAUAUCCCCUUCCUUGACCAUCCCGGCGAUCUCCCCGUCCGACAAGUCCUGGAGACCCAGAACGGCGGCGUUUCGUCUCAGGCUCUCCGUCGUGAUCACCCCUUUGUCCUUGUCCAUCAGCAGCUGGAACCCAUUGCAGAGCUCCUUAAUUAAACCUUCCCCGCCUAACUUGUCGGCCAUCACCGGCAGCAGAUCUUCGAACUCCCCUCCGGCUUUCGGCGCCAUUUUUGGAAUUGGGGGAAAACGAGAUGAAAUGGUUGGAAUUGGGAUUGGGAAUUGAGAAUUGAGAAUUGGGUGUUUGAGGAGGAAUGGUGGGGGGGAAUUGUUGGUUAUAUAGUUGGGGAAGGGAAGAAAGGGUGAAGGAA
Molecule: messenger RNA, 686 nt
Organism: Linum tenue
Lineage: Eukaryota; Viridiplantae; Streptophyta; Magnoliopsida; Malpighiales; Linaceae
Source: the annotation of a GenBank genome assembly